UCCUUUUUAAAAGAAUUGAAUAAAUUCUCUGUAACUCGUCUUCUACCUUGCUCUCUCUCUGUAAGCGACUCAUCCAUGACUCAUCCGCGGUCAGAUCAGGAGGACGAAGAUAAGAUUUAUCAGGAGGAUGAUGAGAUUUCUGUUGACGACGACGAUGAUGAUGAUGAUAUGUAUUUUGGAUAUCAGGAUGAUUAUGUGGUGUUUGUUAAAGGUCCUCAACCAAGGAUAGUCUCACCAGCAGAAGAAACGCGUUAUGUUGGUCUUACGAAUCAGGGAGCAACAUGUUAUAUGAACUCUCUUCUCCAGACUCUAUAUCAUAUUCCUUAUUUCAGGAAGGCGGUGUACAAAAUGCCAACAACUGACAGGGAUUUGGCAUUAGGAGGAAGCAUCCCUUUGCCUCUACAGAGUUUGUUUUAUAAGCUGCAGUACGAUAAAAAUAGCGUCGCCACCAAUGAGCUCACAAAAUCUUUCGGAUGGAAUACACAUUAUUCUUUCAUGCAAAGUGAUGUGCAGGAAUUUAAUAGGGUUCUGUGUGAAAAGCUUGAAGAUGAAAUGAAGGGAACUGUUGCGGAGGGUACGAUACAAGACUUGUUCGAAGGUCACCAAAUGAACUAUAUUGAUUGCAUCAAUGUGGACUACAAAUCUACCAAAAAGGAGUCAUUUGAUGACCUUCAACUUGAUGUAAAAGGCUGUAAGGAUGUUUAUGCUUCUUUCGACAAGUAUGUGGAAGUGGAGCGUCUUGAAGGUGAUAACAGGUAUCAAGCUGAUCAACAACAUGGUUUACAGGAUGCAAAGAAGGGUGUCCUUUUCAUUGAUUUCCCACCUGUUCUCCAGCUCCAGCUAAAACGGUAUGACUACGAUUUUGUGCAGGACACUAUGGUAAAGAUAAAUGAUCGGUAUGAAUUUCCGCUGCAACUUGAUCUUGAUAGGGAAGAUGGCAAAUACUUGUCUCUAGAUGCUGAUAGAAGUGUUCGCAAUCUUUACACACUUCAUAGUGUUUUGGUCCACAGUGGUGUGCGGAAUGGUGGACAUUACUAUGCUUUCAUAAGACCAACACUCUCAGAGCAAUGGUUUAAAUUCAAUGACGGGCGGGUAUCAAAAGAAGAUACCAGGUGGGCAGUAGAGGAGCAAUACGGUGGGAAGGCAAGACAUCCAAAUGCAUAUAUGCUCGUGUAUAUAUGUGAAAGUGACAAAGAUGAAAGUAUGUGUAACGUGGAUGAGAUGGACAUUGCUAAGCACCUGAGGGUUAGGUUUAAGAAAGAACAAAAAGAAAGGGAGGCUGAGGAGCUUAAGAAGAAGGAAGAAGCAGAGUCUGCUCGAAUCAAGCACCUUUCUGAACAGUUCAGGAGAGAUAUCGAUUUUGAUCUUGUUGAUCGCAACGGUGAUCAGGUUGUGCAUUUCCGAUCUUUGGAGAAGCCAAAGGAAGAUGAUUUUACCUUCGAGCUGUCAAUGGCAUUAACAUAUGAUGAUGUCACGGAAAGAGUUGCUCGCCAUCUUGGUUUGGAUGACCCAACCAAGAUCAGACUUACCUCUCAUGACUGUGUUUUUCUACGACCUAUACCCCAAGCAAUUAGCUACCGAGGUGUUGGUCACUUGUCUGAGAUGUUUACUUGCUACAACCGGUCAUCUAAAAUUUUGUAUUACGAAGUUUUGGACAUCCCUUUACCUGAGUUGCAAUGUUUGAGAUCUCUGAAGACAAAAGAUGAUACAGUUGUUUAUAGAAUUAGACUUCCACAAGAAAGUACAGUUGGUGAUGUGAUUAAUGAUCUGAAGACAAAGGUUUAG
Messenger RNA from Papaver somniferum (opium poppy), 1785 nucleotides. Its product is annotated as ubiquitin carboxyl-terminal hydrolase 12-like. The transcript has a single exon. Gene Ontology annotation, cellular component: cytosol; nucleus. Lineage: Eukaryota; Viridiplantae; Streptophyta; Magnoliopsida; Ranunculales; Papaveraceae. Gene Ontology annotation, biological process: protein deubiquitination; regulation of protein stability. The record is from RefSeq and is a predicted model, not a curated record. Gene Ontology annotation, molecular function: cysteine-type deubiquitinase activity; cysteine-type endopeptidase activity. Bases 76 to 1785 code for a protein of 569 amino acids.